UUUGUUGUAGCUUCUCGCAUUGUUCGUGAGCGUUCUGGCCUUCUUCCAAAAGCGCUAAUCUGACAACCAGGUGAUGUGGCUUUAGGUGCUCUCCAGGAGUUUAUAGAUUAGCUCUUUAUUCAGGUCAUCAUCGUAGCACCCCGCUGACACUCGUCAACGAGCUUUGUUCCCAAUGUUUACUUCUCGCUCAUGUCUACUCCAGCCAGGGGAAAGUAAUGCUUUGCUUUAGUGGGAAUAAUUUAAUAGUGAGUAGAUCGAAAAGCCAUGAUGUUUGCACGACACAUAUUCAAACUGCUGUGCGGAUAAUGCACCAGCUACCAGCAGUUUGAACAGUUGGACAGCCUCCUCUCUCGGGCAACGAGCUGUUGUCGACAGUUGCAGAUCCUCUCCUGCUCCAUGAUGGCGAUGUUUCGGAGCUUUGUCUCGGCGAGCGCCCAGCUACGCCAGCAGCAACAGCCCAGCAGCGGCUCAGGCUCGCCGGCAGCCCCGGCUGAGGGCAUCGAGAGCCAGUUCUCUUGCCCCAUCUGCCUGGAGGUCUACCAUAAACCCGUCAGCAUCACCAGCUGUGCUCACACGUUCUGUGGGGAGUGUCUGCAGCCAUGUCUUCAGGUGACCUCACCCCUCUGCCCUCUCUGUCGUGUGCCCUUUGACCCAAAGAAGGUGGAGCGCUCCUCCUGUGUAGAGAAGCAGCUGGCCUCAUACAAAGCACCUUGCAGAGGCUGUAGCAAGAAGGUGGCUCUUGUAAAGAUGAGGUCCCACAUUGCUUCCUGUUCUAAAGUGCAGGAGCAGAUAGCCAACUGUCCCAAGUUUGUCCCUGUGGUACCCACUUCCCAGCCUAUACCAAGCAAUAUUCCAAACCGGUCAACAUUUGUGUGUCCGUUCUGUGGGGCCAGAAACCUGGACCAGCAGGAACUAGUGAAGCACUGUAUGGACAACCACCGUAAUGACCCUAAUAAAGUGGUGUGUCCGGUGUGUUCAGCCAUGCCAUGGGGAGACCCCACCUAUAAGAGCUCCAACUUCCUCCAGCAUCUCCUCCACAGACACAAGUUCUCUUAUGACACCUUUGUCGAUUACAGCAUUGAUGAAGAGGCAGCGCUGCAGGCAGCUCUGGCACUGUCACUGGCUGAAAACUGACAAGUCAUACCACCACCAUCAUCCUCUCACCUUUAGCACCAACCCCACCAUAACUGCUGUUCCCCUAGUCCCGCUCCACUGCUGCUGUUCCUCCCUGGCUCACAAAGUAUCAUCCAGCCAACAGACACAACUGACCCAGCCAGGUUCACACAGUGUAUGCAGGACCUAAACAAAACCUUUCACCACCCAUUGACUUUAAAAUUGACAACCUACAUUACAACUUGGAAACAGUCCAUCCACUCCCAGCUUCAGUUCACUUGACAGCUGCCAUGUGGAUCACUGCAGCAUGAACGGCUACCUCCAUGGAAAUAAGUUUGUAACAUCCCAAAGCCUGCUGACUCUAAAACCCUCACCAGUGGCUCAGGCCUUUGACCACUAGUCACUUGCUAGGAAGUCGUGACUACUGCUACUCACUGUGAGUAACUUGGUUGAUGCUCAGUCUGAAAAAUAGUGAGUGGGAGCACGGGCUCCAGUUUCUUCUACAGAGUGGUCUACAGUGAUCAAGUUUGAACAGGCCAAGAGCUAUUUAGGAAGCAUUUUUCAAACAAAUGUAAGUAUAAAACAUCAGUAGCUCCUCUAUUCAACUGCUCCAGAGCUGGUAUGUGGUAUUUGGCACUAUAACAGUAGUUAUAAAAACAGCACUGGCAAACUUGUUGAACAGAGCAGAAGAGUUUCUCCUGUUGCUUAGUUCUGUAGGAAAUCCGAAGCUUUCAGGUGACUUGUUGGCAGAGCUGUUUGUGGUGUGGCUGCAUGGUAACACCUGUCCAUGACAUCUUUUAAUUGUUAUGGUCAGUAGGUUAGAGGUAAGGACAUCCUCUUUUCCUCUUCUGCCCUCAGGCAGUCCAUGAGGGUCUGCCUUAACCAUCUGCGCCAACAAACAUGCGCUCAGUGGGCAGUUUAUUAGGAAUACCUAGCUAAAACUAAUACAGUGUAAUACCACAGUCCUGUAAUAAAUCCUCCCUUCAUGAAGCUAAGAAUGUUCAGUUUGGGUUGAAACUGUCUCAGAAAGGUGUUGGUUCAAAUGUAUCAUCAUUUUGGAGGAUGGAGUUUGUGCUCCUUUGCAAAACACCCCUCUGUGUAACACACCACAAUAUAGUUCAACAGCACCAAAAACAUCAUCCUCCAAAAUGAUGAUACAUUUUGGAGGAUUAGACUGUGUUAGUUUUUGCUAGGUGUUUCUAAUAAACUAUCACCUGGGCGUACAUCUGUGUAUGCAGACACCCAGUGUUGUAUAAACAGGAGCGCAUCCACUGUCCAUGUCUGUUUUGGACUAUAUUGGGCUUUUCAGCCUCUUACUAGUGCUGUCUAUAACCCUAACCCCUAUCCCUAACAUGUACACAGUUAAAUCCCUGGUUUACUUGGUUCAAUGCCAUCUCAGUGCUCUGCGAGAAGGCUCACUCAUAGAUGCAGACAAGAAAGGUUAAAAUCAGUGUAGAGAGUUGUGGAAACUUCUCUUGGCACAGUAAUGGUAUUGUGACUUGUCAUUAUUGAUGUCAAAUGCUAAUUGCAGGUUGUCUGACUUGGCAAUAUAAAAGCUACUCCAAAGGGAGCAGCAUUGUCAGAUAAAUCAGGUUUUCUAUACUAAUCAAGAUUCAAUUUAUCAUUCAACCCACUUCAGUUGCUUCGUAUUAGACUGUAGCAGUUGAGACCAGGAGCUGAAAAUAUGUAAGGGUCCUUUAACUGGAUCCCAGAACAGCUGGACUCAUUGGUAAAGUGACCCCAAGAGCCAAAUAUGGAAGUUAGCAAAGCUGUCAGAGACAGACAGCCAGCUGACAGCCGGACCUGUGGGACUGAUCAGCGCUCGGCCCUGUUUACUGUCAUGUUGGACUAGUUUGAAAUGAGUCCAUGUUAAAUUGGUAUUUUAGUCACAAUUCAGACACGGCAACAUCAAAAGAAAGCUUCACAGGCCAACAUCUGAAACAAAUCCUGGAAGCUGAGCCGUAGCUCAUCCAUUACUGUCCAUCCCAGCUUUACUGAAGACCAUAGGAGAGAUCUAAACCUAAGAGACGACAGACUUCAGAGCUUCAUGUGCAGCCUGAACACAUCACACUGCACCAGUGAAGGAAGGAUCAUUUUACAAUGUCCCUAACAACUCCGAAUGCCAAUAAUACCUUCAUGAACUCCACAGUAUGUUAAUGUUUACAAUAUCAGACAUUAGUAACCCAUUCACUGUCAAACCCCAAAUGCAACGUCAGACAGUUUCUAUUUUUUAUUCGUGUGAAUAUUUGCACUUGUUCUUGUUUUUACCAGAAUGAUCUGUAGAUAUUAGCUGGAAAAAAUCAAAAGGGAUGGAAGUCCUGGAUCGAGGUCUAACCUCCAUUUUACUGUAACCUGCUUCUUCAACUCUUGCUACAAGGAAUAUUUUUAUCUGCCAAGAUAGAUGAGUAUAAAAAGAUAUAUUUUUGGAAAAUGUUUCAGUUUCAAACCACUGGACCGAUAUCAGACAGGGGUCAGAUAUGUGUCUGGAACUUUUUGGGGACACUGAAUUUGAUUUACAAACUUGAAUUGCUGUUAUCACACACACACACACACACACACACACACACACACACACACACACACACACACACACACACACACACACACACACACACGAAACUUGUACAGGACUAGAAAGAAUGGGACUGGUUGAAAACAGAUGUUUUCUGUAGUUUAACCAAUAGAUGGCAGUCCUUCUCCAGACAUACAGAGCAUGCAGAGCCAUACUGAAGCCAACAUACUCAUGGAAAUCAUGUUUUCUGAGGAGGCAGGUUGUAUAGAAAACAGAAAAGCUAACUUUGGGUAAUGUUUCCACAGAAGGAUGCAUUUUUCAUUUGCACUUUAAAUCACUUAGUUUUUUAAUAAUCUGAAUUCUUUUUUUUAUAAUCUUAACUCUUGUUUAAUGUUUCUGAAAUUAAUUUCAGAGCACAAUUCCAGAAUUAGUGUUUAGUUUAAAAAAAUGGUGACAAAGAUUUUGUAAAUUGUAAAAGGCGUCAGGGGUUAGUUUGUCUGAUAGAAAAUGUACCAUUACUUUUAUUUGUAUGACAAAAAAUUCAAGUAUUUGUUGACUGAUUUCUUAAUUUAAAUGGGUAGCAUGUGCUAUUUUUUCUUCCAAUAAUGUUUUUGUGGUCAAAAUAACUACAAAUAACUGGGAAUGCUCUUUAUACAGCAGAGCUGACAUGCACCUGCAGUAAAAACAGGAGGAAUUCUGCAAUGGAGGCCAUGUGAGGAAAAAAACCCUGUUAUGCCGCGUUCAGAUCAUUGUGUGAUGGAGGUGGGAAAGAUUGCCAUUUUUAUGACUUGUGAGCAUUUAUGUCAGCUGAUGAUUCAAGAUAGCUGUAUGAUUGCAGACUUGGUUGUGUGAGGGUUAUAAAUGCUUUGCUUUGACAACAUAGAUUUCCAUUCUUAAAAAUUGGGUUUAAUUUGGCUGAUGACAGGGCUCUGUCGAUUUGGUUUACUGGUACAAACAUAUUUUAAGUGUCAUAGAUCAAAACCUUUAA
Xiphias gladius (swordfish) is the source of this 4613-nucleotide messenger RNA. RefSeq names its product E3 ubiquitin-protein ligase RNF166. Gene Ontology annotation, biological process: protein polyubiquitination; ubiquitin-dependent protein catabolic process. Bases 397 to 1134 code for a protein of 245 amino acids. Gene Ontology annotation, molecular function: ubiquitin protein ligase activity. The transcript is spliced from 6 exons. Lineage: Eukaryota; Metazoa; Chordata; Actinopteri; Istiophoriformes; Xiphiidae. The record is from RefSeq and is a predicted model, not a curated record.